Messenger RNA from Trichoderma harzianum CBS 226.95, 1242 nucleotides. RefSeq lists its product as hypothetical. The transcript is spliced from 5 exons. NCBI's taxonomy places the organism in Eukaryota, Fungi, Ascomycota, Sordariomycetes, Hypocreales, Hypocreaceae. Gene Ontology annotation, molecular function: epoxide hydrolase activity. Gene Ontology annotation, biological process: epoxide metabolic process. Bases 1 to 1242 code for a protein of 413 amino acids. The record is from RefSeq and is a predicted model, not a curated record.
AUGUUAUCUGCUCUGGUGUUUCUGAGCAUAGAGGUCCUAGGUGAAGCAGCCAGGCCUAAGAUAUCCUGUUUUAAGAUUGACCUCUCUCAUCGCGUACCGCAUAUGGUCGAUAUGAUAAAGAGAACUGAGUUACCUUCGAGCGAGUUAGAAAUUGCUAUCAACAGCAGGAAUGAUUCAACGAACACCGGUAUAUCUCUAUCCAAGCUCGGGAGUCUCCGUAGCCAAUGGCUGCACGAUUUCGACUGGGAAAAAGAACAACUUGAACUAAAUCAGUUGAAACAUUUUACGACGACUAUCGACGGCCAAACAAUUCAUUUCAUCCAUGAAGUCUCCCAAGCGCGGAACUCUAUUCCGAUCAUCCUACUUCACGGUUGGCCAGGAUCGUUUUUGGAAAUGCUGCCCGUCAUAAACAAUUUGACACUCAAGAAUUAUUCUCAUAUGGCAAGCCCCGAUGAGGUGUCGUUUGAUGUCGUUAUUCCCUCUCUUCCUGGAUUCGGCUUCUCUUCGCCUACUCCAAAGAAUUGGACCAUUGACGACACUGCACGUGUAUUCAACACCCUCAUGCAGGAAGUGCUGGGCUAUGAUACCUAUGCAGUUCAUGGUUCUGACUGGGGAGCCUUUAUUGGCUGGUCAUUAUAUAAUUCCUACCCAAAAUCUGUUCGCGCCACUCACAUGGCGCUUUUCCCAGAGCUUCCGCUACAACCCGAGCAGCUGGAAGCAGACAAUAUAACGCUUUCUAAAGAGGAUACGUUCAGCGAGCAACUUUGGGUUGACAAUUCUGUUGGUGGCAGUGCAUAUGCAGUUCAACAGAGAACUAAACCAAACACAAUCGGCCUGGCUUUGUACGACAAUCCCGUUGGCCAGCUUGCGUGGAUUUCGGAGAAAUACAUCUCUUGGUCUAAUCCGCGACGUGGCACCGGGCCGUCCGUUUUGAAUGACCAUGAAAUCCUUCGGGUCGUCUCGUUAUAUUAUCUCACACAGUCGUUUACUUCCGCUGCCUACAUUUAUAACCAGAAUCCGUCGUCAUUUGCCGUUCCUCUGUCAAAAGCAAAGACAGAUGCUCCAUUUCUGUUUUCCAACUUUAAAUAUGAUACAUUCUUCAUCCCAGAACAGAUUAUACGUCCUCUGACCAAUCCUGUCUACUAUAGAUCGUGGGAUUUUGGUGGACAUUUUGGUGGCUUGGACAACCCGCCUGCUCUUGUUCAGGGCCUAAGGGAAAUCAAGAAAUACUGGCAUUACUGA